ACAAAACAAAAGAACUUCGGUUUAUCGGUGAAUGUGCGUAUUAAAUUUUGAUUUUUCUAACAUCAACCGUCUCGUUUCGAUCCUCUUCGUCGAGUUAGAAGAUAGAACAUAAUAAGCUGUUACGGGACGCCGAAAAACGUGGAUCUGAUCUGUUUAUCGAAGUUUUCAAGCUCAAAAUUUUAAUAAGUAACAUUAUCUCGAAUCAUUGACGAUGGAGUUGGAUAUGAAUGGAUUAGUGGUGCCGAACAUGCAGGUUUGGUACCGGCAGAACAGUUUCAUCAGCACUCCGGACAAUGGAUUGCUGUAUUAUUCGCGAUCGGACGUUAACUACAUUGCUCCUCUUGUGAAGGGUCAGUUGCCCCAGGUGAAGAUCAUCAAUGUGAAGUCUACAAUUAAGGCUUUGGCCUGUUCUCCAGACUGGAGCGAGCGGAGAGAGUUUGCUACUCUGGACGAGCAGAAUAAUUUGCUGUUAUGGGAUGUCGACCAGGGAAAUUCCAUCAAAGGUCACAAAGGCCACAUGUAUAAGCUGUGCAGGGUGGAAAACCGUGGCGGCCAGAGCAAUGAGGUGACCUCGGCGAUUUGCUUCACCCUGACCGAAAAGAUUAUAUCCUGCGAGUAUUCGGUUAUGAUUAUUUAUUGUCUGGUGACUGAUACGUAUAAAAUUUAUGGUGACUUCAUCAAGCCCAAUAAUACGGUGGUUGUGAUUUCGCCCUGUCCGACGGAUCGAGACAUAUUUGCAGUAGGAAUGAAGAAAGGGUUGAUUCAGUUGAUUUCCAUUCGCGAUAUGACGGUUAUUCGGAAUAUGCGAGGCCACGAUAAGGAGAUCGUGUCCAUCGACUGGAUGCAGAUUAGAGUAAAGCCGGAGCAAGCCAACUGGCGACAGGAAGAACGCCCCAAGAAAGAGGCCCAUAAGAAGAAUGGCAACAAAACAAGAGGAAAACCCGCAGAUACAUCCGCUGCCACAGCCACGGAAAAUUCGGAAAUUUUCGAUAUCUACGACUACAACGAGAAUGAGGAAGAAUUUGGUACCAUAAUCGAUCGGGAGUCGUCGAGCUAUGAUCAGCGAGAUCGUUUCCGGGACAAAGUUCACUCCACGGAAGGGUUCAAUUUUCUGGAAGAGUGCCAAAACUUGAAGGAGGAUUUGAUCAAUGCAAGGCAGCAGCAAGAACAGGACAGUGAGGAUGUAGCAGAUGAUGCCGAAAAGCCACAUGAAAUCAAUACCGACGACGAGAACGAGCUGGACGAAGCUGAGAAGUUCCGAGAUUUCAUUAUAGUUGACGAUGAAGGAAAGGAGGACGCCGAGGAAGUGAAAGAUGAUGAAGAGGAAGGGGAUUUGAAGAUGAUCUUGGUAACCGGAAGCCGGGAGAAUGCUAUUUUCUUCUGGGAUCAUGAGUCGGGAGUGGCCAUUGACAAGAUCAUGCUGGCCAGCAAGCAGAGCUCCAACAAUCGGCUGGGUAUAUUCAUAACGGCUGCUUGGAUGAAUCCAACGAAGAUCGUUGCGAACAAUGCGUCGGGAAACGUGUACGAGUGGAAUCUAUCGUUCUUCUACCGCGCAUCUCGGGUGAGAAUGACAGCCACUCAGAACCCCAACCGAUACCCAGUGGACAUGGCAAUCUAUUUGGUACGGUCUCGUGGCCCCAUCGGUGGAGGUGAUCCCAAAGGGAACUACGUGUGGUGCCAGUCGAUCAAUAGAAAGAUCGUUGGUGUGUCGGUCACCAAAACGCCGGAAAUCGUCGCCGAUCUGACUUGUUUGGCUACCGGAAAUACGUGCAUUGCAGAGAACCCACUGGAAUCGACGAUACUGGCUAUCGGUUGCAUCGAUCGAAAACUGGCCACGCUCAAUCUGGCCAGCUUGGCAUACAACGAUGUAACCUGCGUUCCAUUUAUGAACAAGAUUUGCAGCAAAGUUACGGCUCUCGAUUGGCAUCCGGUGCGGGAGAACUACAUCGCGUUCGGGACAGCCGAGGGGCGGAUCGGUAUACUUGAUACCAACGGGCCGAAUAACGUUCCGGUGCUGAUGAAUUCGUUCCUGUCGACCGAUGUGUAUACGCUCAAGUGGUGCGAAAUGACGGAUGAGUUCCACCAAAAGACUAUGGUGCUGUUCGCUACUGGAAAGUCGAAGAUUGCGUACUACAAGAUAAUCGGAGUUGGUAAGCACGAUCCCAUCGAGCUGCAUCAGUUCGGUAUGGUUUCAAGCGUGUCAGCCUCCGGGCAUUACCUGUUCGUUGGUACCCAGGAUGGUUUCGUGUUCAUCAACGAUCUUAGCAAGAGCUUGACUCAGCUGUACCACCGAAGCAUUUCGCGGCGGUACAUUUGUUCAAUGCAGUUCAAGGAUAACGUUCUUGCUGUGGCAUCCAACGAGAUCAACAUUCGGCUGAUCGAUUUUAGCAACGGAAUGGAUGAUAAAGUUGACGACAACAUCACAACGCUGACGGGUCACCUCGAGGGUGUAUGCUGUUUGAGAUGGGGCCACGGAGACAGCAAACUGCUGGUCUCCGCAAGCUUCGACGAUACGGUUCGAGUUUGGGACACGGCCAAUGGCAGCUGCAUUGCAGUGUACCGGAGCAUCGAUUCGGUAUUCUGUGCCAUCUUCUCACCGAUCCAGGAAAAUAUCGUUAUUCUAACGGGAAAGGGCAUCACAUUGUCAUUUUUCGACUACACCAAGUAUCCUGUCACGGAACAUUCGCUGGUCAAGAAACCACGUGUUCUAGUCAAAUGGGCAAUGGAGGAAAAGAGAAACGACAAGAAAGCAUUACGAGACAGAAAACGUGCCGACAAACCUUUGGAACAGUUGCAAAAAUCUCUUGACACGUUACAGAUCUCCGAUAACGCUCCGGCGCCGGACGUGGUGGCAGUGGCUGUAAAUGGUGAUUUAGCGGGUCAUAUUGAAGUUGAAGAAAAACCUACAGCAAAAUCCACGCCGAAUGUGGACGAACUGGCGGAUCAUUUGAAGGAGAUCAAAUUCAAGGAAAUCAAACCAGCACAGUUGAACUCCAACGUACCGACGACGUUCCAUCUGACCUAUAGGGAAAUUAAUAAGCCAGCCGAUGUGCUGGCAUGCAUAGUCAAGUUGACCAGCUACGAAGAGCCAAACGAAGAUGUGGAUGAAAAUGGCGCAGAAGAACAACUGCCGGUCAUUAGCGAAUCCACUGAAACCGAUGAAAAGAGGUACUUCAACGAGAAACUGUUUACGAGUGAGAAAGAUCUGAAAGAGCUUAUCGAAGAGGAGACUAAGAAUCACAUCGUCGCACAUACGGCAUCCAUUGGGACCAUCCUGUUGCCGCAGAUUGGUUUCCGGUUAAAAGAGGAAAUCAUUCGAAGGAUUGCUUCGAAAACACUCACCGACCAGUUGGUAGCGUUGGCGCCGUCAAUUUCUUACGAAUUUUGGCGCAAGUGCUGCGAGGCUUACGGAUAUCAGUUCCUAGAGAAGCAGUAUACCCUGGCAUCGAUUCCAUACUUUUUGGCUAGUCACAAGAUUACCGAAGCGAUCGACUACCUUUGCAAGCACAAGUUCUUCCGCGAAGCGUGGGCCAUCUGCAAACUGCGCAAGGCGCAGGAUGAUCCCACCCACGACCAGGUGGCCACCGAGUGGGCCCGGUAUCUGGAGACCAACGGAAAUUUCGAGGCAGCUGCUCUGGUGUGGACGGCAUCGAAGAAUUACAAAAACGCUGUGACAGCGCUGUUGAAGCGCCAGGAAAUUACCGAAGAUAUUCAGCGUGCCAUCGAUGCGCUGACUGCCAAGCAACAGCAAUCAACCGAGUAAAAAGUGACCUGCAGUAUUUUAAGCUACUCUAAACGGUUUUCAUUUUUAUUUUUUACUUUAAUCGUUAACUCCGUUGUUUCUAUCACAUUGAUACUGACUCUGGCAGUGAUAUUUGAACUGAAAAGUUGAACACGAUUGAAAUACAUUACCUAUUAUUACAUAAGAC
This is a messenger RNA of Ochlerotatus camptorhynchus, 3929 nucleotides long. RefSeq names its product rigor mortis (gene rig). NCBI's taxonomy places the organism in Eukaryota, Metazoa, Arthropoda, Insecta, Diptera, Culicidae. The transcript is spliced from 11 exons. The coding region runs from base 212 to 3763 and encodes 1183 amino acids. Gene Ontology annotation, biological process: spliceosomal snRNP assembly. Gene Ontology annotation, cellular component: SMN complex; nucleus. Gene Ontology annotation, molecular function: protein binding; mRNA 3'-UTR binding. The record is from RefSeq and is a predicted model, not a curated record.